Messenger RNA from Lycium barbarum (goji berry), 693 nucleotides. RefSeq lists its product as uncharacterized. The coding region runs from base 1 to 693 and encodes 230 amino acids. NCBI's taxonomy places the organism in Eukaryota, Viridiplantae, Streptophyta, Magnoliopsida, Solanales, Solanaceae. The transcript has 2 exons. The record is from RefSeq and is a predicted model, not a curated record.
AUGAUUGAACUUCGUUAUAAGUUGCCAAUUUAUAAGAAUUUGUACGAAGAGUUAGGAGACAAAGGUGGGGACAAGAAGCUAUAUAGGUUAGCCAAGGCGAGAGAGAGGAAAGCCCGCGACCUGGACCAAGUGAAGUGCAUCAAAGAUGAGGAGGGCAAUGUAUUGGUGGUAGAGGAUCAUACUAGACAGAGGUGGCAGACUUACUUCCACAGACUUUUAAAUGAAGGAGAGGACAGGAGUAUUGUGCUGGGUGAUCUGGAACACUCCGAGAGCCGGCGUGAUUUUCAGUAUUGCAAGCGUAUUAAGGUUGAGGAGGUUCAAGGGGCUAUGCGUAAGAUGAGUAGGGGUAAAGCGACCGGGACAGACGAGUUCCCAGUGAAAUUUUGGAAGAGUGCAGGUAGAGCGGGUUUGGAGUGGUUGAUUGGGUUGUUUAAUGUCAUAUUUAGGACGGCAAUGAUGCACGAAGAUUGGAGGUGGAGUACACUGAUUCCAUUGUAUAAGAACAAGGGUGAUAUCCAAAACUGCAACAACUAUAAGGAUAUCAAGCUGCUGAGCCACACCGUGAAAGUCUGGGAGAGGGUUGGGGAGGUGAGGGUGAGGAAGAGGGUAUCUACCUCUGAGAACCAAUUUGGAUUCAUGCCGGAUCGAUCGACUACGGAGGCCAUUCAUCUUGUGAGGAAAUUGGUGGAGUAG